Caenorhabditis remanei is the source of this 207-nucleotide messenger RNA. RefSeq lists its product as uncharacterized. Lineage: Eukaryota; Metazoa; Nematoda; Chromadorea; Rhabditida; Rhabditidae. The record is from RefSeq and is a predicted model, not a curated record. The coding region runs from base 1 to 207 and encodes 68 amino acids. The transcript has a single exon.
AUGAACAUCUUUUCCCAACUCUUUCUUCUUCUAAUCCUUCUUCUCAUCAACCACUCUGUCUGUCAAUGGUAUGGAGGUGGUUUGGACAACUACCCAAUGUUUUUCGGUCACCAAACUGGCAAUUCCUAUGGUAACAGUUAUUUGGGAAAUGGACUCGGAGGUGUCUAUCUGUUCUGUAAUGGGAUUGGAUGUCCUGGAAGGGGAUGA